Messenger RNA from Ictalurus furcatus (blue catfish), 5474 nucleotides. RefSeq names its product family with sequence similarity 169 member Ab (gene fam169ab). The transcript has 13 exons. NCBI's taxonomy places the organism in Eukaryota, Metazoa, Chordata, Actinopteri, Siluriformes, Ictaluridae. The record is from RefSeq and is a predicted model, not a curated record. The coding region runs from base 131 to 2668 and encodes 845 amino acids.
UCGCUCGUGCUACUACUCCGAUUCACAACGAGCUGACGUCUCGCGGGCCGGAGCAGCUAUAUUACAGUAAAAAACGUCCAAGAAUCAUUCGAAAACACCACGACAAGCCCCUCUCUGCCGAGACGAAGGGAUGGACUUCCCUGUGGAUGUGCUGGAAGCCACGAAUCACGGGGAGCUAGAGCGCUCGGCUCGUAGCUACAUGAAUGAGCUGCUUUACACUGACCCUGACCACGCCCACAACUUCACACUGCCCAGUGGGAAGAAGGUUCAGCUCAGCCUGUCCAGUGUGGGCUUUGUUCCUCUGUAUGGAGCCAAUCUCCAGCACAAAGUCCUGGCUCUGUUCACCCCACAGGACCAGCUCACAGCCGUGGCUUUGUUUUUGGCCAAUCAGUGGCACUCUGUGGAAGAUAUCCUCAAAACAGCAAACUCCAGGCGAGAAGGCCUUGUCAAGGUGAGGUCUGUGGGCGAGCGGAUCGUCCUGUAUGUGUUGAACCGCCUUGUUUACCGCACUUGCGAGAUGGGAAAUGGAGAGAUGCCCUUCCUGUGCCACAGUGAAAACGACUACGCCAAAAUCCUCUGGAAGAAUGGCCAAGCUGUGGGCUUCUACUCGGUCAAACCAAAAGGUAGCGUUUGUAAUAACUUUUUGAGGCAGUGCUACUCCCUUCCUGUCAUGGACACCAUAUUUGUGAGGAAAGCUCACCGGGGAAAAGGCUAUGGGCUGCAGAUGCUGGAGGAUUUUGUGGAUUCUUUUAACGAGGAUGAACUUGGCCUGAAGUACCCUUUGUCUCCAGCUAUGGCAAAUGUGUGUAGGCAUUAUCUGGACCGUUACCCGGCUGAUGUAGACCUGUUCUGGGAGGUCGAGGGUGUCGGUGGCCCCUACCAGAGGACCAGAGUGGCUUAUAAACUCAGCUGUAGACCAUUGAGCGUAGAUAGUCAUAAAGAUGGCCGUGAAGAGGAUCAUGGGCAAAAUGGAGAUAUUGUGGAGGAAUCAGAGGAGACCUGUCUUAACAUCACGGAGGAAGUUAUUGUCGUCAACAAGCAUCGUAAAGUCACCGAAGAGAUAGACACGCCGAUAUCCACACGCACCCGGAGCAGUGAGCACAGGCGGAAGAAGCGCGUUCGGGUCGAUGAGGACGCACAGGGGGUGGAUAGCCAGCCGGAGAAAAUCACCAGGAUGGAGAUGGCAGAAGAAGAGAAGAAGGAAUUCGUCCCCGCUGACGGUGGGGUAGUUGAAUCGGCGCCCGAGGCUCCUACAGAGACACCGGUACCAACUGUGGAAGCGCACGGCAAGCAGGCUGGAGAUCAGGAAGAGGUGAAGGAGGGAGCAGAAGCGGCGGACGAAUCCGCCAUCCUGAACGGCACCGGCAGCGAGGAAGAAGAGGAGAUGGAGGUGGAGGAAGAGGGCGAGGAACACACAGCUCCUGCACAAAAGACUGUGGACACUCCAGAGGAGCCAGCUGCAGAGCAACGGGAAGCAGCUCCUGUGGUUGAGGAUAACCAAGAAAUGGAAGUAGACACUAGAGCUCAUGUGCAACAAAAAGAGGAUGAUGCUCCUGCAGCUGAGGAGGAAAGGGUUGCUGAAAAUGAACAGAAAGAAGUAGAUACACAAGUAGCUCCUGCAGCUGAGGAGAAACAAGAAGUAGCUCCUGCAGCUGAAGAGGAACAGGAAGGAGCUCCUACAGCUGAGAAGAAACAAAAAGUUGCUCCUGCAGCUGAAGAGGAACAAGAAGUAGCUUCAGCAGCUGUGGAGAAACUGGAAGUAGCUCCUGUUCCCAAGGAGAAACAAGUAUGUCCUGCAAUUGAGGAGGAAGAAGAAGAAGAAGUAGCUCCUGUAUCUGAUGAGGACCAGGAAGGACCUCCUGCAGCUGAGGAGGACGAGGAAGGACCUUCUGCAGCUGAGGAGAAACAAGACGAAGCUGCUGUAGCUGAAGAGGAACAGGAAGCUGCGCCUUCAGUUAAGGGGGAACUGGAAGUAGCUCCUGAAAUGGAGAAACAUGAAACAUCUGCUGCUGCCGAAGAGGAACAGGAAGUAGCUCCGGAAACUGAGGAUAAUGAAGUAGCUCCUAAAGUGGAGAAUCAGGAAGUAGAUUCUCCCGCCGAGGAAACUUCAUCUUCACUUUCCACUGAUGCUGAGGGAGACCAAGGACAGGAGGAGGCUAUGGAUGUAGCGAAUGAUAUUGAUGAAGUGACUGACACAUCUGAACAAUCUUCUAAGGAAGAGGAGCCUUCUGGAGAGGAAGACCACGACACGCCGACGGUGGAGGAGGAGGAGGAGGAGGAGGAGGAGGCGGCUCAAAAGGAGGAUGAGAUGGAUGAAGACGGAGAGGAAACGAAUGUAAACGAAGCUUCUGAUUUUUCAAGGGUUCUUCGGGGAGCCAGAGCCAAAGCGGUGACUCCAACCUCCAAACGCACCUCCAAGAAACCGAGCAAGAUGACGACGGUGGAGGACGAAGAGGAAGAACAGGGAGAGGUGAAGGCGGUCGAAGACGACAAGGGAACGAGCACGGAGGAAGAGAAGGUGACGACGGAGGACGAGGCAGAGCACAGUUCAGAGGAAGAGGAGCAAGUACGGGAUCCACCGGCGAUCGACAAGAGGGUGUUGAGGGGGAAAAUCAAAGUGAUCCAGACCACGCAGAGAACCAGAUCCAAGCGACGUGGCAAGAUGUGAACACACACCACACACACACACACACACACACACACACACACACACACACACACACACACUCGCUCACUGAAUCUCCCUUAACAUGCACACAUUUUAAUAACACACAUUAGUUAUUUCAAAUGAAAGGUUACAGUAAACAAAACAGCACCGAACAGCCACUAGUGAGGUUUAAAGCCUGAGUGUGUGUGUGUGUGUGUGUGUGUGUGUGCAAAUGUGUGCAUGUAUACAGUCUGUAUAAACACACACACACACACACACACACACACACACACAAAUGAGCUUAAACCUGAUUCGCAGGGUUUUAUAGUGCUGGAUUUUUAUACUGAGGUUCGGGGUUUCAGUGAUUCAUUAACUGUUCUUCUAACUGUAACUAAGGCCUUUUGUUAGCUCACUUUUUAUUACCGAAACACAAAAAAAAAAGAAGAUAUUUUGUAUAAAAUAUUUCAGAUCUUCCUGUCCUUCCUAUACAAAACAUUCACUAUUAAACCCAAUUGAGCCAUUAUGAUUAACGCUCUGUACGACUGAUGCCUUUGUUUCAAUACUGUUUUUUUUUUUUUUUUUUGGUUUGUUUGUUUGUUUGUUUUUUUAUUUUAAAUAAUGCCCUCGUCCCAUCGUCUUGGCAAACUCCCCUUCGCCAAGGUUGGAGCUUGCAUAGUCAGGAUUAUGGUACAGCGAACGUCAUGACCUUGAAAAUAUUACGGCUUCAGUCAGAAUAACUGAUUUGUCGGUUCGAUUCGCAGUGACGCGUCGGUCUAAGGGGACUAGACCUGGACGAAUGAAGCACUUGCGAAUGUUUUGGGUUUUGACUGGAAAUGAGAGUAUGAAGGAUUUAAAAAUAAAUAAAUAAAUAAAUAUAGAUGUUACUUAAGGGCGCACGGUGGAUUAGCGGUUAGCGCGUUCGCCUCACACCUCCAGGGUCCAGAUUCCCACCGUGGCCCUGUGUGUGCGGGGGUUUCCUCCGGGUACUCCGGUUUCCUCCCCCAGUCCAAAGACAUGCAUGGUAGGCUGAUUGGCGUGUCCAAAGUGUCCGUAGUGUAUGAAUGGGUGUGUGAGUGUGUAUGUGAGUGUGCCCUGCGAUGGACUGGCACCCUGUCCAGGGUGUACCCCGCCUUGUGCCCCAUGCUCCCUGGGAUAGAUUCCAGGUUCCCCGUGACCCUGAAAAGGAUAAAGUGGUAUAGAAGAUGGAUGGAGGGAGAUGUUACUUAAGUUCUGUAUCGGUUUAUCAAUGGCCUUAAUGUGAUUAAAAAAAAAUAAAUUUUUUGUUAUUUUGCUGCAUCAUAUAACAAUACAAGUCAUUUUUUAACCCUUAGAUUAGUAAAAGCACAUUUUAGGUCAUAUUUUAGCUUCUAUAUUCUAUCUUCUUGUGAAUUUAUUUGUUUGUUGAUUUCUCUAACUUGCGUUUACCACUUGAGGGAGCGCUAAGGGUAAAACACACACACACACACACACACACACACUCUCACUCACUCCUGAUGGAUUUUCCUACACGUACCCAGCUGGCAUUUAUAGUAGAAACUAUUCUCAGGCGUCCCAGUGUGUCUGUAUGAGCCUUGUUUUGGGUUUACUGUACCUCUCACCUGUGUCGGAUCUAUGAUUACGGUUACUGCACUCACGACGAACUGUUGUACGCGUCUAAAAAUCCAUUCCGAUUUCCAACAUUGUACACAAGUAAACAUUUCAAGCCCGAUGCCCUUUUUAUUGUGAAUCUAUAUUUUUUGUGAAUUCCUUCUAUUUUGCUAUUUGUUCCAAAUAUUACCCGACCAUGUUUUACUGAUUUUGUCCGAAUAAAUCGUGAUCUUUACAUACGUGAGAUUCCGGCGUUUAUUCUGUUAUUCGGGUUUCUUGGAUCCUUAUUCGUCCUGCCUUUAUUUCAUUUUAAGUAGCGGUAUUUCAAUUCGAUUCUGAUUGACCAUGUUGACGUAAACAUCUGGCUGCAUAAUGCUCACUUAUCGGUGUAUCAAUCACAUUAUUUAUCAUUUGGAUCCAGUGGUGCUUGAAAGUUUGUUCGAAUUUUCUAUAUAUCUGCAUCAGUAUGACCUAAAACUAGGACCUAAACGUCUUAAAAGUAGACCAAGAGAACCCAAGGAAACAACUAAGACCGAAUAUUAUACUUGGUCGUUUAUUUAUUGAGGAAAAUAAUCCAACAUUACAGAUCUGUGAGGGGCCCGUCCCCAAAAAAUCUAAAUUCACCAACCAGGGUUUUCAUGUUGCUAUAUUUUCAGCUUCAAUAAUUUAAAAAAAAACAACAACCCCAUUUUGACCUGAUUAUACAUAUAUAUAUAUAUUUUUAUUUACUUUAGUACUUAUUUUAUUCUUUAUUUUUUUUCAUAAUCACGUUAGACGGCUAGUUACAACUGUCUGAUAGCAAGCGAACACAGCGUUCGACGAAGAAAGAUUACUCGCGUAUUAAAACGAUGACCGAGCGACCGUUCAGAGAUGAACGCUUAUUCAAUGUCAAUAAAUCAGGUGUACCAAACAAUCAUAAAUCCAAGAAGACUGACAUCUUCCCAUCAUGGUGAGGUGAAAACGAGGAUCUGCUCGGCCAGUGUCACGCGGGUGCUGUCUGUAAAUUCCUUCAGAGAACAGUGUGUGGUGCACUUGAGCGGGUUUCAGGCUAAAUGAAUCUAAUUUGGAUUACUUAUGAAAUUGGAACAAAUAACUGAUCAUAUUUCUGCUUCUAAUAUUCUGGUUUUAAUGAAACACCAGGGACCCCCUAAUCCCACCAAGUAAAUUUUUUUUAGGGCUUUAAUGGGGGUCUCUUUACGCUUAUGGGGGGUCCGGGACCUCUCCAGCCCUCCUUCAGUUC